UCCAAUUUCCAUCACAACACCACCUCACAAAAAUAUUCUCAAAUCUCAAUCCCAAAAAUGAGCGACGUUAUUAGCCGGCGGCCGUCCUACUUCACCGGAUGCAUGUCGCCGUCGUGCGUCCCCGUGCACGAGGAGUACUCGCGCAUACCCGGGCCCCGCGCCAACCGAGGCCGGCAGAGGCUGCGGAGGCUGAUCCGGAAGAUCCUUAGCGAGAGCAAGAGCCUCUACGCGGCGCCAAAGCCCCUCACUUUCCAAUACGACGCCGUUAGCUACUCUCAGAAUUUCGAUGACGGCUGCCACCGCCGCGACGACGAUUACGCUCGAACGCAGCACGCUUCCAGAUUCUAGACGCGCAUCCGAAGCAAUUUGUACAUAUUUUUAGCAUUAAUCUAUUCCAAUUUUUGCACUUUUGUUGAGAUCUUUGAGAAUGGACUAUAUGCUUUUUUAUUA
Salvia hispanica is the source of this 450-nucleotide messenger RNA. The record is from RefSeq and is a predicted model, not a curated record. NCBI's taxonomy places the organism in Eukaryota, Viridiplantae, Streptophyta, Magnoliopsida, Lamiales, Lamiaceae.